Molecule: messenger RNA, 2456 nt
Organism: Callorhinchus milii (elephant shark)
Lineage: Eukaryota; Metazoa; Chordata; Chondrichthyes; Chimaeriformes; Callorhinchidae
Gene: matn4
Product: matrilin 4
Exons: 12
Coding region: 273-2285 (670 amino acids)
Molecular function (GO): calcium ion binding
Source: RefSeq, a predicted model, not a curated record
CCAAAGUUAAAUCAUUCGUUAAGCAAUUCAGACCAAACACGCGGGGAUAAGAGGAACAUGAAUCGUGAAAUUCCCCAACUGGACCGAAAAGCAGGCUAUCUCGUCCGUCAGUGAAAUCGGAUUAUCCUUUGAAGCCGGAUAACCAGGGAACGUUGCGUGCCGGACUUGGGAUCAGGAAAAAGAGCGACGUGACUGGGGAAGUGUUUUGGGGUGGAUUCGAUAUUGGUUUGCCUCGACUCCUCUUGGACAAGCGGAGACGUCGGUUUGGGAAGAUGGAACUGCCGUUGGGAAAACUGGGAUUGCUCCUGAUAGCAGGAAUUCUCUCCAUGAGCGGCAUCGAGGCGGCUCAAUCCAGACCAGCGAGGAACAGACUGAUUCCAGGUGCAAAGUGUUCCCCGGGCCCCACUGACCUGGUGUUCAUCAUCGACAGCUCCCGCAGUGUCCGACCAUUCGAAUUCGAGCAGAUGAGGAAAUUCAUCGUUGACAUGAUCGAUUUCUUGCACGUGGGGCCUGAGGCCACCAGGGUGGGGCUGGUUCAGUACUCCAGCCAGAUCCAGAACAUCUUCUCCCUCAAGACCUACCAGAACAAAGUGGACAUGAUCAAGAGCGUCAACGAGUUCAUCCCGUUGGCCCAGGGCACCAUGACAGGCCUGGCCAUCCAGUACGCUAUGAACAUUGCCUUUACCGAGGCGGAGGGAGCCCGACCGCUCAGGCAACAGAUCCCCAGGGUGGCCAUCAUCGUGACGGACGGGAGGCCCCAGGACCGUGUCACUGAGGUGGCGGCCAGGGCCCGGGAAGCCGGCAUCGAGAUCUAUGCGGUGGGUGUGCGCAGAGCGGAGAUGAGCUCCCUCAGGGCCAUGGCCUCCCCUCCGCUCGAAGAGCACGUCUUCUUGGUGGAGACCUUCGACCUGAUCGAACAGUUUGCAAAGACCUUCCAGGACAAGCUGUGUGGUCAGGACCUGUGCGCUCAGGGGAACCACGGCUGUCAGCAUGUGUGUGUGAGCUCCCCCGGCUCCUAUCACUGUGUCUGUCGUGAGGGCUUCAUCCUGAACCAGGACAAGAAGACGUGCAAAGCCAUCGAUCUUUGCUCCACUGGGGAUCAUGACUGUGAGCAGAUAUGCCUGAGCUCUCCUGGCUCCUACCGCUGCCAGUGCCGAAAGGGUUUCACCCUCAACCGUGACCAAAAGACCUGUUCCCCCAUCGACUUCUGUGCUGAUGGGACCCACGGCUGUGAGCACAUCUGCGUCAGCUCCCCCGGCUCCUACCACUGCCGCUGCCGAGCCGGCUUCACGCUCAACCAGGACAAGAAGACCUGCACCAUGGUGGAUUACUGCUCGUUCGGGAACCACAGCUGCCAACACGAGUGUGUGAACAUCCUGAGCGGCUAUUUCUGCAAGUGCCGGGAGGGCUUCGAGCUGCAGGGAGACGGGAAACGCUGCAAAGCUCUCGACGCGUGCAGCACCGUGGAGCACGGCUGUGAGUACCAGUGUGUCAGCACCCCGGGGUCUUACUUCUGCAUCUGUCCCGAGGGAAGACAACUCAACCUGGAUGGAAAGUCCUGCAACAAAUGCAGCAAAGCCAACAUUGACCUGGUCUUUGUCAUCGACGGCUCCAAGAGCGUGAGGCCGCAGAACUUUGAGCUGGUGAAGGAGUUUGUGAACAACAUCGUGGACGCGUUGGACAUCUCGUCGCGGGGGACACGGGUGGGCUUGGUGCAGUACUCUAGCCGCGUGCGGACCGAGUUCCCGCUGAGCCUGCACGCCACUCCUGCCGCCGUCAAGAAUGCGGUGAACGCCGUGGAGUACAUGGAAAAGGGCACCAUGACGGGCCUGUCCCUCAAGCACAUGGUGGAGAACAGUUUCUCGGAGGCCGAGGGAGCACGGGCCAAUGUCCCCAGGGUGGGCCUCGUCUUCACUGAUGGCCGCUCGCAAGACAGCAUCUCUGAGUGGGCCAGGAAAGCCAAAGAAGCCGGGAUCAGCAUGUAUGCCGUGGGCGUUGGCAAGGCGGUGGAGGACGAGUUGCGGGAAAUCGCUUCCGAUCCCGUGGAUCAGCACUUUUUCUACGCCUCAGACUUCAACGCCAUCGACCAGAUCGCAGAGAGUCUGAAACUCAACAUCUGUGAAGAGGAAGCCACCGGUCAGGAGACCAUUAAAGAUCCGUGUGCGUGUGAGACUCUGGUGGCCUUCCAGCACGACACCCUCUCCAUGUUAGACGGACUUUCUGAGAAACUGGCCCAAAUGACGGUGAAACUCGAAGAUUUGGAAAACAGGCUGCCAACUCAGUGACGCCGUACGUCUGGGGACUGACUCUGUGACACUAAGUGGAUCUUCCCUCUCGUUCCCGUCUCAUCGUAGCCAAGGAGGGAUUUUUCCCAAAUUGUAUCUCAAUACAGAACAUGUUGUGUUUCUGGGAUGCCUGUGUGUGUGUCUGUGUGUGUGUGUGUCUGUCUAUGUGUG